Molecule: messenger RNA, 694 nt
Organism: Indicator indicator
Lineage: Eukaryota; Metazoa; Chordata; Aves; Piciformes; Indicatoridae
Gene: HEBP2
Product: heme binding protein 2
Exons: 5
Coding region: 49-600 (183 amino acids)
Cellular component (GO): cytoplasm
Source: RefSeq, a predicted model, not a curated record
AAUAGACUGCCAUAGCUAGAAGGAGGACAGCUUGACCUCUCUGGCAAGAUGAUCAAAUCUUUCAAGCAAACGUUUCUGUCCCUGGAUCUGCAGUCCCCACGGUGGAGCUCAACAGAAACAACGGCAAAGGACUACGAACUACGUCAGUAUGAUACAGCCAAGUGGGUCAGCACAGUCAUUAGGGGAGAGACACAGAAGGAGGCAAUGCGCCAGGGCUUCUGGAAACUCUUCCACUACAUCCAAGGGAAGAAUGAGAAAGAAAUGAAGAUUGAUAUGACUGUGCCAGUGACAUGCCUGGUAAAACCUGGCUGCACAGACUUCAAGAUUUCUUUCUUUUUGCCAUAUGAGCAUCAGGACUCCCCCCCACAGCCCACAGACGCAGAUGUGUUCGUUGAAGAGCGGAAGGCAGCAGCCAUCUUUGUCCGGUCCUUUGGUGGAUUUGCCUCCCCAGAGAAAUAUGCUGAGGAAGCUGAAGUCCUGUCCAGAAUCCUAAGAAACAGAGGCCAACCAUUCCAUGAAGACUUCUUCUAUACUGCAGGCUAUGACAGUCCCUUCAAGCUCUUUAACAGGCACAAUGAAGUGUGGUAUUUUAAAAAGUAAUGUGGUGUGGGGGAAUAUCAAGAGGCUACUAAUCAGCUCUGGAAGAAAACAGAUCUUAUUAAUGGCUUUUGCUUUACUGCAGAAGAGGUUUAAU